This is a messenger RNA of Suncus etruscus (white-toothed pygmy shrew), 555 nucleotides long. It is a transcript of the gene TRIM61, whose product is annotated as tripartite motif containing 61. Gene Ontology annotation, molecular function: zinc ion binding. The record is from RefSeq and is a predicted model, not a curated record. NCBI's taxonomy places the organism in Eukaryota, Metazoa, Chordata, Mammalia, Eulipotyphla, Soricidae.
AUGGAGUUUGUGAAAGCCCUGGAAAAUCUUCAAGUAAAGGCUAGUUCUAGUUGUUUCAUCUGUAGUGACUACUUGAAGGACCCAGUGACCAUUAGUUGUGGCCACAAUUUUUUUUUCUCCUGCAUAACUAAGUUCUGGAAGGAUCUAGAUAUUUUCCCUUGUCCUAUUUGUUGAUUUUAUUCUCCUGAAAGGAAAUUCAGGAGUAAUAGCCAAUUGGGUAAUUUGUCUAAAAUUGCUAAACUACUUCAGGUAAGAAGAAGCAAGAGGAAGAAAUGGAGAGACAAGAUUGUUUGUAAAAAAGCAUAGUCUGCCUCUACUUUUUUCUGUCAGCGAGACCUUGAGGUUUUAUGUUCAAAAUGCAGUUUCUCCCCUGGUCACAGGAAGCACCACAUUUGGCCCGUUGCGGUGGCUGCUUCCUAUCAUAGGAAGAGAUUGGAGUUUUGAACUGCAUCAUGGAAGAAGAAAGUAAAACAAGCAGGAAAAGUGAUCAUUAUGCAAACCAGAAAAUCACUGGAGCUGAAAAAAAAAAUGUGGAAUUUAGAAGAGAGGAAAUAA